AUGGCUCUGUGUAAAGGAUUCCGAGUGUUUCAGAAGCAGGAGCCUGGGAGCUGCAGUGUGUUGCUGGAAUCCAGGAGUCGUCAGGGUUGCCUCCUGUUCGAAGCUGGAGCUGUGGCCAUUCUCUAUGGUGGGCAGGCUUUGGGGAGUCAGGAAAUGAGCUACUUUAUUUUCAAAGAUUUCUUUGAAGGUACCAUCAACUUUGCUCCAACAUACAAAUAUGAUGUGGGCACAGAUGUUUAUGACACCAGUGACAAAUGCAGAACUCCUGCUUGGACAGAUCGAGUGCUGUUGUGGAGAAAAAAUUGGUCCUGUGACACAUCUGAGAGUGAUGUAAGAGGGUGUGAAUAUGAAGCAGAGACAGAAGAGAAGAAAAUAUGGAGUCAUGGUGAUUUGCUAUUUUAUGGGAGAGCAAAAUUAAAAGCCUCUGAUCAUAAGCCCAUGUUAGCUGUCUUUGAAGUGAAUAUUUGGUAUGUGGAUAUUUUUGCACGUGAACAAGUAUUCCAGGAAAUUACAUCUUCCCAGGGGCUAUUAGAUGCGACUGUCAUGAUAUACCUUAAAGGACCAACUAGUGGAGAAAGGGAGCCCUUUUCAGAUGACCUAAGAAAUGAAGUAAUUAAUUGGUUCCAGAGUUAUGGCAAUAUUUUAUUGGUGAGAUUUGAUCAUGGACAGAUGCUGGUAACUUUUCAGGAUAGUCGGAUGGCUCUGAAAGUUUUGGAUCUAGAUGGAAAAAUGGUUAAUGGCAGAGUGGUGUGUGUAAAACCCCGAACGAGAAGUUGGCUCAAUAAUCUGCAUGAAGAAAUUAAUAUGAACGGAAACAGUAUUGCACCGAUGUCUCCAACUGCAAAUUCUUGCCUGCUUGAAGAAACUUUUGAUUUUAACGGUCUGGAUUAUGACAUAAAAGGAGAUUUAGAUGAAGACUUAGAUGAAAUUAUUCCACAGCAUUUGCUGAUGGAAAAAACAGUGAAUCUCAAAACUUCACCUGAAGAGUUUCCAGAAUCUUCUGCUCAGCAGGUUGCUGAGGUUCAAUUACUAAACAGAAUGCCGGAUCUUCAGAAAAGUGAAAUAACUGGUAAUCCAAAAUGUUCCUCUGUUAAUGAAGAGCUGGCUCCUCAACCACGUAGAGCAAACAGAUCUGUGUCAGAACCCGACCGACCUCUACCUCCACAAAGACCCCUUCCUCCAACUAUACAAAGCUUGAAAAAAUCAACCUCUGAUACUGUGCUUUCAUCUGAAGAAAGUCCUUUUCAGGCCUUGACUCUGAAUCCAUCCCAGAUUCUUCCAGGGACAGCUGUAAGUUAUCCUCAGUCUUCAUCUAGAACUGGAAUUAGCAAGCCAUAUCAUGUGAGACAAAUUAAAACAACAACUGCAAAAGAAGCAAAAGCGGCAAUAAAACAUCUAAUGGGAUUGAAAACAGAAAGUUUGAAAUCAGAGGCUAACAUAAAACCAUCUCUAGUGCAGUCAAUCCUCAAGUGCCAGACAGAUAUGACUCUUCUUGAUGAGCACGUUGAAACAUAUUCUGCUUCGUUAAUACCUCUCAAGCCACGAGAGAAUGUGGUCAGUUCUCAUACCCUAGUGCGUGGGUUUCCUCCAGAUGGUAAGGGAGUCCAAAACAAGACAUACCUCAGUUCAGAGGCUGCAAAUAAAAAGGGACCAAAGUGUCUCAAAACAGCUGCAGCCGCAUAUGUGAAUUCACCAUUAGUGACUUCUCAAAGAAAUUCUGAUACAUUCAAGCAAGUAAUCUCACAGUCACUACUGAAAAGAUACCAACAAGAGGAGCAGUGUGCCAGCAAUAGAACUUCUCGGCAACUUUGUAACAACCCAGAGAGAGUCUCAAGUGCAGCCACAGCCCCAAUUGCUCCACCCCGCAAGAAGAAAGCUGCAGCACCUUAUUUGCAAAUUGACAACAAUUCAGUUUUGAAAUCCUACCAUAAUGAUCCCAGACAGAACUGUUUUCAUGCGUGUGGGUUGCAUGGCAGUGAUCAUCCUAUUAAACUGUGCAAUACUAGUACUUCAUCUAGCAAUAACUCUGUUAGGUCUUUUCAAGAAAGUAGACCUUCAUCUGACCCAUCCAAACAACAAAGGAACUUUAAUGUAAAUCUGCCUAAGUUUGGACAAGAUGUAAAUAAUGCUGAAGCAAAGGUAUCUGCCACUGGUUCCACAAAUGAAAGAAUAUCUCAAAGCCAUGACACAGAAUAAUUGUUUUUCUCCAAACAAGUUGUAGCAAAUGUUGCG
Messenger RNA from Stegostoma tigrinum, 2232 nucleotides. Its product is annotated as synaptojanin-2-like. Gene Ontology annotation, biological process: synaptic vesicle endocytosis; phosphatidylinositol dephosphorylation; brain development. Gene Ontology annotation, cellular component: presynapse; perinuclear region of cytoplasm. NCBI's taxonomy places the organism in Eukaryota, Metazoa, Chordata, Chondrichthyes, Orectolobiformes, Stegostomatidae. Gene Ontology annotation, molecular function: RNA binding; phosphatidylinositol-4,5-bisphosphate 5-phosphatase activity. The record is from RefSeq and is a predicted model, not a curated record.